ACCUUUAUUUUGAAAACGGAACAAGCCAUUUGUCGCCGGAAAUAGACUUUUGUUUUGUUCAUACAUUCGCAGCUGUUGUAGAAAAGAGCUGCAAGCGCUAACGACAGUCUCGCUCGUCUUGGCUAAUUUUAGGUCCAAAAGAUGUCUCACACAAUUCUGCUGGUUCAGCCAACCAAAAGACCAGAAGGACGAACAUACGCCGAUUAUGAGUCUGUCAACGAGUGCAUGGAGGGAGUAUGUAAGAUGUACGAGGAGCAUCUGAAAAGAAUGAACCCCAACAGCCCGUCCAUCACGUACGACAUAAGCCAGCUCUUUGAUUUCAUUGAUGACCUGGCUGACCUCAGCUGUUUAGUGUACCGAGCUGACACGCAGACCUACCAGCCUUACAACAAAGACUGGAUCAAAGAGAAGAUCUACGUUCUGCUGAGACGCCAGGCCCAGCAGGCGGGGAAAUAGAAUGAAGGAAAUGUUCUUGUGGGCUGCACUGAUUUUUAUUUCCACCCCCCAAUAAAAAAAAAAAAGCUAAUUUGAUCGGAUCUACGCUGCAUAACCGGGCAAGCUAGCCAGGCGAUGUGUUACAACACCCCUUUUGUUUGUAAUCAUUAAAACAUUCACAAAUGUGUACAUUUUUCUUUUUUCCUUCAUGUUUUUGUUUCAGGUUUAAUCCUCAAGGUUAUGAACGUGGUUUAAAUGAAAGCUUGCUGUGUUCCCGAGGGGUCAGUUUUCUUGUGUGGGUUUGUUUUCUUGUGUAUCUUUAUGACUCUAUCCAGUUUUAUAAAACGGUAACUAUGAUGGGUAAUGUUUUGAUCAGCUUUGUAUUUUUUGGCCAUUUAGUACAAUAAACAACUUGAUUUAAAUUAA
Molecule: messenger RNA, 861 nt
Organism: Hemibagrus wyckioides
Lineage: Eukaryota; Metazoa; Chordata; Actinopteri; Siluriformes; Bagridae
Gene: erh
Product: ERH mRNA splicing and mitosis factor
Exons: 4
Coding region: 142-456 (104 amino acids)
Source: RefSeq, a predicted model, not a curated record